This is a messenger RNA of Aureobasidium musti, 5562 nucleotides long. Lineage: Eukaryota; Fungi; Ascomycota; Dothideomycetes; Dothideales; Saccotheciaceae. The record is from the annotation of a GenBank genome assembly.
AUGCGUCCUGAGGUCGAGCAGGAGCUCGCCCACACGCUCCUUGUCGAGCUUCUCGCAUAUCAAUUCGCCUCGCCUGUGAGAUGGAUUGAGACACAAGAUGUUAUCCUCGGCGAGAAGACCACCGAGCGCAUUGUCGAAAUCGGUCCCGCAGACACACUUGGUGUUAUGGCCAAGCGCACACUCGCCUCAAAGUACGAAGCCUACGAUGCUGCAAGAUCGGUGCAAAGACAGAUUCUCUGCUACAACAAGGACGCAAAGGACAUCUACUACGAUGUCGACCCCGUCGAAGAGGAGGAAGCCGCUCCGGCACCUGCUGCUGCAGCUCCUUCUGCUGGCUCUGCAGCACCCGCCGCUCCCGUCGCCGCAGCAGCUCCCCCACCACCAAGCGCUGGCCCGGCAGCAGCAGUUGCAGAUGCACCCGUCGGUGCUGUGGACAUUCUGAGAGCAUUGGUUGCUCAGAAGCUGAAGAAGGGCCUGAUGGAUAUUCCUCUUAGCAAAGCCAUCAAAGAUUUGGUUGGAGGUAAAUCAACGCUUCAGAACGAAAUUCUCGGAGACCUUGGNAAAGAGUUUGGCUCAACACCCGAGAAGCCAGAAGACACACCCCUUGACGAGCUGGGUGCCGCUAUGCAGGCUACUUUCAAUGGUCAGCUCGGCAAGCAGUCAUCCUCGCUCAUUGCCCGUCUCGUGUCCUCGAAGAUGCCUGGUGGUUUCAACAUUACUGCAGUCCGCAAGCACCUCGAAACCCGAUGGGGCCUCGGAGCCGGUCGCCAGGAUGGUGUUCUCUUGCUGGCACUGACUCAAGAACCUGCCGCCCGUCUGGGUUCUGAGAACGAUGCUAAGGCAUGGUUGGACACUGUCGCAAAUGCCUACGCUGGUAUUGCUGGAAUCAGCCUUGCUGCACCCACUGCUGGUGGUGACGCCGGUGCUGGUGCAGGAGGUAUGAUGAUGGACCCCGCCGCAAUUGACGCCCUCACAAAGGACCAGAAGGCUCUGUUCAAGCAACAACUCGAGCUGUUUGCUCGCUACCUCAAGAUGGACUUGCGCGCCGGCGACAAGGCCGCGGUCGCUGCUGCUUCAAACAACACCGCUCUCCAGGCUCAGCUCGACCUGUGGAAUGCCGAGCACGGUGACUUCUACGCUGCUGGUAUCGAGCCCUCAUUCAGCCCUCUCAAGGCCCGUGUUUACGAUUCGUCAUGGAACUGGGCUCGCCAGGAUGCUCUCAGCAUGUACUACGACAUCAUUUUCGGUCGCUUGACCGCUGUCGAUCGCGAGAUCGUCAGCCGCUGCAUUCAGAUCAUGAACCGCUCCAACCCCAAGCUUCUCGAAUUCAUGCAAUACCACAUCGACCACUGCCCUACUGAGCGCGGCGAGACCUACGAGCUUGCAAAGGCUCUGGGUCAGCAGCUUAUUGACAACUGCAAGGAUGUCCUCGACGUCGCCCCAGUCUACAAGGACGUUUCCGUUCCUACCGCUCCUAAGCUCACCAUCGACGCCCGUGGAAACAUGAACUACGAGGAAGCACCUAGACAAGCCGUUCGCAAGCUUGAACACUACGUUCGCGAGAUGGCUGAGGGUGGCAAGAUCUCCGAGUAUGGAAACAGAACCAAGGUCCAGAACGACCUCCAGCGCGUCUACAAGCUCAUUCGCCAGCAACACAAGCUCACCAAGUCAUCGCAAUUGCAAAUCAAGCAACUUUACAGCAACAUCAUCCGUUCGCUGUCGAUGAACGAGGGCCAAAUCAUGCCUACUGAGAGCGGCAAGAAGGGUCGUAAGGGUCGCACCAGCGGCCAGCUGAAGCCCGGCAGNGUUGAGACCAUCCCCUUCUUGCACUUGAAGCGCAAGGAAGAGCACGGUUGGGAGUACAGCAAGAAGCUUACUGGUGUCUACCUCGAGGGCCUCGAGGAGGCCGCCAAGUCAGGCGUCACUUUCCAGGGCAAGCACGCCCUUAUGACCGGUGCCGGCGCUGGUUCCAUCGGUGCAGAGGUCCUUCAGGGCCUGAUCAGCGGUGGUGCCAAGGUUGUCGUUACCACCAGCCGCUUCUCUCGCGAAGUCACCGAGUACUACCAAUCAAUGUACACUCGCUAUGGUGCUAAGGGCUCUCAGCUCAUUGUUGUACCUUUCAACCAAGGAAGUCAGCAAGAUGUCAACGCACUCGUUGACUACAUCUACGACGAGAAGAAGGGUCUCGGAUGGGAUCUCGACUACAUUGUUCCUUUCGCUGCCAUCCCCGAGAACGGUCGCGAAAUUGACAACAUUGACUCCAAGUCUGAGUUGGCUCACAGAAUCAUGUUGACCAACCUCCUCAGAAUGCUUGGUGGUGUCAAGUCUCAGAAGGCCGCUCGUGGCUUCGAGACUCGCCCUGCCCAGGUCAUCCUUCCUCUUUCCCCCAACCACGGUACUUUCGGUAACGAUGGUCUCUACUCCGAGUCCAAGCUUGCCCUUGAGACUCUGUUCAACAGAUGGCACUCUGAGAGCUGGGGUUCCUACCUCACCAUCUGCGGUGCAGUCAUCGGCUGGACCCGUGGUACUGGUCUUAUGGGCGGUAACAACAUUGUCGCUGAGGGUGUUGAGAAGACUGGCGCUCGUACCUUCUCUCAACAAGAGAUGGCCUUCAACCUGUUGGGUCUCAUGGGACCUGCUAUUGUCAACCUUUGCCAGGAAGAGCCUGUCUUCGCUGAUCUCAACGGUGGUCUGCAGUUCCUUCCCAACCUCAAGGACUUGAUGACCAAGCUCCGCAAGGACGUCACUGAGACCAGUGAGAUUCGCAAGGCUGUCACUCGUGAGACUUCAGUCGAGAACAAGAUCGUCCACGGCGAGAGUCACGAAGCUCUCUACAAGAAGGUCACUGUCCAGCCUCGUGCCAACUUGAAGUUCGACUUCCCUAAGGUUCCUGACUGGGAAUCUGAGGUCAAGCCACUCAACGAGAACUUGAAGGGCAUGGUCGACCUCGAGAAGGUUGUCGUCGUUACCGGUUUCUCCGAGGUUGGUCCCUGGGGUAACUCAAGAACUCGUUGGGAGAUGGAAGCCUAUGGCGAAUUCUCUCUCGAGGGUUGUGUUGAGAUGGCCUGGAUUAUGGGUCUCAUCAAGAACCACAACGGUCCUCUCAAGGGCAAGAGCUACGCUGGCUGGGUCGAUGCCAAGACUGGUGAACCCAUCGACGACAAGGAUGUCAAGUCCAAGUUCGAGAAGCACAUUCUUGACCACUCUGGUAUCCGUCUCAUCGAGCCCGAGCUCUUCAACGGCUACGAUCCCAACAAGAAGCAGCUUCUGCAGGAGAUUCAGAUCCAGGAGGACCUUGAUCCCUUCGAGACCUCCAAGGAGACUGCUGAGGAGUUCAGACGUCAACAUGGCGAGAAGGUCGAAAUCUUUGAGAUCCCCGAGUCUGGUGAAUACCAGGUCAGACUGAGAAAGGGCGCAACUCUUCUCAUUCCCAAGGCUCUCAGAUUCGAUCGUCUUGUUGCUGGUCAGAUCCCCACUGGUUGGGACGCCCGCAAGUACGGUGUUCCCGAGGACAUCAUCGGCCAGGUCGACCCCGUUACCCUCUACGUGCUUGUCUCUACUGCCGAGGCUCUCCUGUCCUCCGGUAUCACUGACCCUUACGAGUUCUACAAGUACGUCCACAUCUCGGAAGUCGGUAACUGUAUCGGUUCCGGUAUUGGUGGUACUACUGCCCUCCGUGGUAUGUACAAGGACCGCUUCUUGGACAAGCCUCUUCAGAAGGAUAUUCUCCAGGAGUCAUUCAUUAACACCAUGUCUGCCUGGGUCAAUAUGUUGUUGAUGUCUUCUACUGGUCCUAUCAAGACUCCUGUUGGUGCUUGUGCUACUGCUGUCGAGUCUAUCGAUAUUGGUUACGACACCAUUGUUGAGGGCAAGGCUAGAAUGUGCUUCGUUGGUGGUUUCGAUGACUUCCAGGAGGAGGGCUCUUACGAGUUCGCCAACAUGAAGGCUACCAGCAACGCCGAGGACGAGUUCGCUCACGGCCGUACUCCCAAGGAGAUGUCCAGACCUACUACCACCACCAGAAACGGCUUCAUGGAGUCUCAAGGUUGUGGUAUGCAAGUCAUCAUGGACGCCAGACUUGCCCUUGACAUGGGUGUCCCAAUCUACGGUGUUCUUGGUUUCACUGCUACUGCCACUGACAAGAUUGGUCGCUCCGUUCCUGCUCCUGGAAAGGGUGUCUUGACCACCGCUCGUGAGGAUACGCCCAAGUUUGCCUCGCCUCUGCUUGACAUCAAGUACCGUAAGAGACAGAUGGACGCCCGCAGAAGAAACAUCAAGACAUGGCAGGAGUCUGAGCUCAUGUACUUGCAAGAGGAGGUUGCCGCCAUGCAAGCCGAGAACUCUGAGUUCGACGCUGCUGAGUACAUGGAGGACAGAGCCAAGUUCAUUGAGCGUGAGGCCAAGCGUCAAGAGAAGGAUGCCCUGUACAGCCUCGGCAACAACUUCUGGAAGCAAGACCCUCGCAUUGCUCCUCUCCGUGGUGCACUCGCUACCUGGGGCCUGACCAUUGACGACCUCGAUGUCGCUUCGUUCCACGGUACCUCGACUGUGGCCAACGACAAGAACGAGUCCGAUGUCAUCUGCCAGCAGAUGGAGCACCUUGGUCGCAAGAAGGGUAACGCUCUCCUUGGUAUCUUCCAGAAGUACCUUACCGGUCACCCCAAGGGUGCCGCCGGUGCCUGGAUGUUCAACGGCUGUCUGCAGGUUCUCAACUCUGGUAUCGUCCCCGGUAACCGCAACGCCGACAACGUCGACAAGAUCAUGGAGAAGUUUGACUACAUUGUCUACCCCAGCAGAACCAUCCAGACCGAUGGCAUCAAGGCUUUCUCAGUCACCUCCUUCGGUUUCGGUCAGAAGGGAGCUCAGGCUAUUGGUAUCCACCCCAAGUACCUGUUCGCCACUCUCGACCAGGCUGAGUUCCAGUCUUACAAGACCAAGGUCGAGGCCAGACAAAAGAAGGCUUACCGCUACUUCCACGAUGGUCUCAUCAACAACACUAUGUUCCGUGCUAAGGACAAGUCUCCUUACGAGGACGAGCAGAUGAGCACCGUCUUCUUGAACCCCAGCGCUCGCGUUGCUCAGGACAAGAAGACUGCCCAGCUUACCUUCUCUGCCAAGCCCAGCAAGCCUGUUCGUGAUGCCAACACCACUCAGAUGGUCGAGUCAUUGCUUAAGGUCAACGCCACUGGUAAUAGCAGCCCCGGUGUGGACGUUGAGAGCGUUGAUGCCGUCAACAUUGAGAACGAGACCUUCCUCGAGCGCAACUUCACUCAGCAAGAGAUCGACUACUGCCGCAAGGCACCUNNUAACNNCCCUCAGGCCAGCUUCACUGGCAAGUGGUCCGCCAAGGAGGCUGUCUUCAAGAGCUUCAAGGUCGCCUCGCGCGGCGCCGGAGCUUCUCUCAAGGAUAUUGAGAUCGUGAACGACGAGAGCGGUGCUCCCACCGUUGUUCUUCACGGAGAUGCCAAGGCCGCUGCUGAGCAGAAGGGCAUUAAGAGCACCACUGUCAGCAUUAGCCACAGUGACGCUCAGGUCAUUGCUGUUGCCAUUUCUUCGCAAUAG